UGUGUGUUCACUUUUAGCUCUCAGUUGCCUUGUCUAACUUGCUUCACACUUCCAAGAAGUCUCGUGACGCAGCUAUUUCCCGUAUUCAGUCCUCCCCCGCUCGUGCUCAGCCGGGCCAGUAGCGCCGUCGCUCUGCUUCUACUUGUAUACAAAAUAAUACGAAGUUAUAUGAAAUUAAAUCUACAUUCCUGUCGAGUUAUGGACCUGCGGUAAAAGAGAUUCUCCACGGUGUUUGUCCAGGUGUCCUCAGAUGGAUUGACUUAAAGCUGUAAGAUGAUGGAGGGCACUGGGCUGAGAGGAAGAUGGGACAGAAAAGCUCCUGUUGGCACAAUACUGCUCCCAAUGUGCAUGUUCCUCACCGCUUUCACAUUGGUCUCAGAGGCCAAGACGUGUCCAGCUGGGGAUUAUGACAAUGACAACGGGGUCUGUUGCAACAAAUGCCUUCCAGGUUUUAAGCUUGUAGAAAAGUGUCAUUUUAAUAAUACAAGGAGUAUCUGCGAGCAAUGUCCCAAAAGACAGUACACCGACCAGGAGAACUACUCCCACAACUGCAGGAGCUGCAGAAUCUGCAAAGCAUCAAAUCACGAUGUGGAGAUAUCCCCAUGUAAAGCAGGCAGAAACACAGUUUGUCGCUGUGAGGACGGUUACUACAAGCUCAACAUCGACUCGGAGAAAUACGAGUGUCGCAAAUGUUCAUCAUGUAAACCGAAUGAGAUUGAGAAACGGACAUGUACACCAGAGGACAACACAGUGUGUGAAUGUAAAGAGAAGUACUACAAAGUCAAAGGCACAUGUGAACCCUGCAAGACUUGUACGCCUGAGUGCCAACACCACUGUUUGCCAAUUACUACAGAAACAAAAGCUCCUGAUCACAGAAAUGAUCAUCUCAUCAACAUAAUCGUUGCCGUUGCAGUGGGGUCACUGGUAUCGAUGGGGCUGGUGUUUCUCGUCACCUACAUGGUCACAAAACGCUCUAUCAAGAAGAAGAUGCAGAAGAAAACCAGCCAGGAAUCGGACCCUUGCCCGGAGUCAGGCGAGCAAUUCCUGACCCUCAUUGAGUCUGCAGAUAUCCAGAGUGAUAAGGCUCUUCCUCUAAGUGCUGUGAGUGACCAGGAGCCGCCCAAUCUGCCCGACUGCGUCCCACUGGAAGUCAAGAUCCCUGAGCUGAUCUACACGGUGCUGGAUCUGGUUCCCGUGCUGCAGGUGAAGCAGCUGGUGCGAACCCUAGGUGUGACGGACACAGAGAUCGAACAGGCGGAGGUGGACCACAGAUCCUGCCGCGAGGCCCACUACCAGAUGCUGAGGGUUUGGGCGGAGAAAGGGGCUCGUUCAGGAGGAGGAGGAGGAAGAGGAACAAUGCUGCACUGGCCCUUGUUGCAGGAGCUGUUGGACCAACUGAGGGAGAUGCACCUGGGCCGGGCCGCCGAGGAGCUGGAGACAAAGUACGGCAUUCAGUAAAUCUGCAACGCGUGCCAAGUGGAACAUGAAGCUCAUGAAACCAAGUAUUGUACCCUCUAGAGCCUCAAAGCAUUCGAGCUGAAACGGUGCUACCACCAGCAGCAGCAGGUUCAUCACACACACCAGCUUCACUGAGCACUCUACCUCUUGCCUCACAUGUGAGAGGACAAGGUCAAACUACUGAGAGACAGAUGGACAAAUGUGUCAGGAGGGGAGACUCAUUGACUCUUUUUGCACAGAUUAAUUCUGCCUUAAAUUUGAAAGAAAAACGUUUAGCCCUGUACAUUUUUUAAAAGGUAUUUUGGAGCUUUUUGGAUUUUUGCGUCAAAUUAGAAGAUUGUUAACACUCUCGUCUUCUCGUUCUAGAAGCUAGAAGCCGUUAGCUUAGCAUAAAGACUGUAAAUGGGUAUAUUGCUAGCUUAGGUCUGCCCUAUGCUAACAACAUCCACCUACCAACUCCGUUAAUGCUACAGGCUACAAUUCUGUCUACAUUUCUUUUUUAUUUAAUCUGAUGAAAAUCCAAAGGGGAAAAUGUGAAAACGUGCUGUUUUUCUGAGGUUUUAUUGCAUAACACUGGACUACAUCUGGUCUGGGAGCAGUAGCUGUCUCAAUUCAAGAUUCAAAGGUUUAUUGUCCUAACAUAUACACAACUACGGUGUCGUUAUGAAAUGUUUGAAAAUCUCGGAUCACAGGUUCCUCAACAGUGCAAUAACAAGACAUCAGAAGAAAGUCUUAUGUGGGAUGAAACUGUCCCUGGGUCUGGUGGUGUUAGUCCUGAUGCAGCAGACAGAACAGUUUGUGGCUGGGGUGAUGGGGGUCUUUGAUAACCCUGAGGGCUUUCUUCCCGAGCCGCUGGGAGUAAGGGUCCUCCAUGGAUGGCAGCUCCGUCCUGGUGAUGUGCUGUGCAGUUUUCACCACCCUCUGUAAAGGUUACGGUUGAUGGCGUUGCAACGGUCAGGAUCCUCUCUAUGGCGCACCUGUAGAAUCUGGCACCUAUAGUACUCUCUGCCACAAAGUUAAAAUGUGUAUUAUUCAGUGAUGCGUCCUAAAACCCGGAAGUAAACUCCUUCCGGUUCCCUUUGAACAGUUUGCAGGAGGCAGCUACUUGCUUUCAAGCAGAACAGGGCAAACAAACGUAGAGGAGUGUUUACGUGUUCGGUGUAAUGACGUAAGACGGCCUGGACAACUUCUGUAGUCCUAUUCAGCCACUUAGUAACAACCAUCGUUUUUCAGACACGUAAACUCUUCAAA
Gymnodraco acuticeps is the source of this 2709-nucleotide messenger RNA. It is a transcript of the gene tnfrsf1a, whose product is annotated as tumor necrosis factor receptor superfamily, member 1a. The record is from RefSeq and is a predicted model, not a curated record. The transcript has 10 exons. Gene Ontology annotation, molecular function: tumor necrosis factor receptor activity; tumor necrosis factor binding. Gene Ontology annotation, cellular component: signaling receptor complex; mitochondrion; membrane raft. Gene Ontology annotation, biological process: inflammatory response; signal transduction. The coding region runs from base 274 to 1458 and encodes 394 amino acids. Lineage: Eukaryota; Metazoa; Chordata; Actinopteri; Perciformes; Bathydraconidae.